Messenger RNA from Theobroma cacao (cacao), 426 nucleotides. NCBI's taxonomy places the organism in Eukaryota, Viridiplantae, Streptophyta, Magnoliopsida, Malvales, Malvaceae. The record is from RefSeq and is a predicted model, not a curated record.
AUGGUGAAUAGUUUGUCACUUAGAAGCAUACUUGAUGCUAAAAAGUUGACAGGCCCAAAUUUCAUUGAUUGGUUUCUCAAUAACAAGAUUAUCCUAAAACAAGAGAAAAAGGCUUAUGUCCUUAAUGGUCUUGUUCUCGAGGAAACUAGUGAUGAUGCUAUAAGUGAGGAAAAUGAGGCCUAUAGAUUUUAUAUGGAUGAUUUCGAUCAAGCCACAUGUGUGAUGUUGGCCAGUAUAGCUUCAGAUCUUCAGAAGCAACAUAAAGCUAUGAAUGCCCUGUAUAUUAUCUUAAACCUUAGAGAAAUGUUUAGUAAGGAAAAUCGCACAAAAAGAUUCAACAUUUCAAGGGAAUUGUUUCGAUGCAAGAUGUCUGAGGCAAGCCCAAUAAGGCCUCAUAUGCUUAAGAUGAAAGGAUAUAUCACUUGA